Molecule: messenger RNA, 7087 nt
Organism: Glycine soja
Lineage: Eukaryota; Viridiplantae; Streptophyta; Magnoliopsida; Fabales; Fabaceae
Product: protein PHOTOPERIOD-INDEPENDENT EARLY FLOWERING 1-like
Exons: 21
Coding region: 318-6443 (2041 amino acids)
Cellular component (GO): Swr1 complex
Molecular function (GO): ATP binding; histone binding; ATP hydrolysis activity
Source: RefSeq, a predicted model, not a curated record
ACGCUGUCCAUCUCGCCUCGCGUGCGUGUGCGUGCGUGCGUGGCUUCUUGUAAUUUCUUCUCUCGUCUUCUCCUCCCUUCUUUCUUCUUCUUCUUCCUCCUUCCUUCCUUCCUUCCUCUCUCUGCGUUAGGUUUUUCCAUAGUUACACACAUCACACCUUUUUUUUUUCUUCUUCUCAUUCUCAUUCUCAUUCUUCUUCUCCACCGACACUCUCUUCUUCUCGGCCCCUAUUCGUCUCAUCCGCUGCGAACUCCAACGAUUUCCUCAACUUCUCGCUCGAUAAGGUAUGUUCGCCGCGUGAGUUUCUGGCUACCGCGAUGGCGUCCAAAGGUCCCAGGUCGAGGAUUGAUCACGAGAGCAGAGCCAAACGCCAGAAGGCUCUUGAAGCUCCAAGGGAGCCUCGGCGACCCAAAACUCAUUGGGACCAUGUCUUAGAAGAGAUGGUCUGGUUAUCAAAGGAUUUUGAGUCAGAGAGGAAAUGGAAAUUAGCUCAGGCAAAAAAAGUAGCUUUAAGAGCCAGCAAAGGCAUGUUAGAUCAGGCUACAAGAGGUGAAAAGAAGAUGAAGGAAGAGGAGCAGCGGUUAAGAAAGGUUGCACUUAAUAUUUCUAAGGAUGUUAAGAAAUUCUGGACAAAAAUAGAAAAACUGGUUCUUUACAAACAUCAAAUGGAACUCGAUGAGAAGAAGAAAAAGGCACUUGACAAACAGCUUGAGUUUCUAUUAGGGCAAACCGAGAGGUACUCAACAAUGUUGGCUGAAAAUCUUGUAGAUCCUUAUAAAUCAGCAGAGAAUAAUUCUGCAGAGCACCACAUGAGUAUUCAAUGCAAAGAUGUACAUGAUGUUAUUAAUGAACCUAAGGAAGCUGAUGUUGUAGAGUAUCAAUCAGAUGCAGCUGACAAUGAUGAAGAAUAUGAUGUACAAUAUGAUGAUGAAUCGGAGGAUGAUGAGCGAACAAUUGAGCAAGAUGAGGCUCUUAUAACUAAAGAAGAAAGGCAAGAGGAAUUGGCCGCUUUGCGUGAUGAAAUGGAUCUUCCAAUUGAGGAGUUACUUAAACGUUAUGCUGGGGAUAAAGGAGAAUCUGUAAUGAAAGAAAGUAGUCCAGAGCAUAGUGAAGAUGGUGGGAAAAUAGUUAGAGCUGGUGAUGAAAACGGAGAUGAUCUUUUAUCUGUAAGCAAAAUUGGCACAAGCAACUCCAGCAUAGUCUCUGGUCGACGUUGUGAUGAAAGUAAUGGUGAUGUUGCUACACCAACAAACAAUUUAUCUCAAUGUGAGAAUGGUCAAUCUGAAAAUCUAAAAGAGGUUCCCAGUGAGACAGCGAAUGAAGAUUUUUCAUAUGAUUUUACUGAUGAAGAGGAAGAUGGUGACUUUUUGCUUGGCAUAGAAGAUAAGGAUGAUGAAACAACCUUAUCUGAGGAGGAACAACUGGAAAGAGUUGAUGCAAUUGAUCCCAAGGACGAGAUUGCAUUGUUACAAAAGGAGAGUGUCAUGCCUGUUGAGGAAUUGCUUGCAAGAUAUAAAAGGGACCCAAGUGACGAUGAAGAUGGGGAAUAUGAAUCUGAUUAUGCUUCUGCUUUAUCAGAGAACAAUUCGGAUUCUCCAGUCCAUGAGGAUGCUGGGCAGAAGGAUCCUGCCAUUCCUAUGGAUGAAGAUAUCAAGUCUGGUGAGCACCUGGCUGCCAUACAGUCCCAGGAAGAACAGUGGGAAUCACCUCAUGAAAAUUUAGAAAAAAGAGAAAGUGAGGAUAUAAUUGCUGAUGCAGCAGCUGCUGCAAGAUCAGCACAACCCACUGGAAACACCUUCUCCACAACUAGUGUGCGUACAAAGUUCCCUUUUCUUCUCAAGUACUCUCUUCGUGAGUAUCAACAUAUUGGAUUGGAUUGGCUUGUCACGAUGUAUGAAAAAAGACUGAAUGGAAUUUUGGCAGAUGAAAUGGGGCUUGGAAAAACAAUUAUGACUAUUUCUUUGCUUGCACAUCUUGCUUGUGAUAAAGGGAUUUGGGGCCCACAUUUAAUUGUUGUACCAACUAGUGUAAUGCUUAACUGGGAGACUGAAUUUCUGAAAUGGUGUCCUGCCUUUAAAAUUUUGACUUAUUUUGGAAGUGCAAAGGAGCGAAAACUUAAAAGGCAAGGAUGGUUAAAACCUAACUCCUUUCAUGUAUGCAUAACAACUUAUAGAUUAGUUAUUCAGGACUCCAAAGUUUUCAAGCGCAAAAAGUGGAAAUACUUGAUCUUAGAUGAAGCUCAUCUCAUUAAAAACUGGAAGUCACAAAGGUGGCAGACACUCUUGAAUUUCAAUUCAAAACGACGGAUUCUCUUGACUGGUACGCCACUACAGAAUGAUCUCAUGGAACUGUGGUCUCUCAUGCAUUUCUUAAUGCCCCAUGUUUUCCAGUCGCAUCAAGAGUUUAAGGAUUGGUUUAGUAAUCCUAUAUCAGGGAUGGUAGAGGGUGAAGAAAAAGUUAAUAAGGAGGUUGUUGAUCGCCUUCAUAAUGUACUUCGUCCAUUCUUACUUCGUCGACUUAAGCGAGAUGUGGAGAAGCAACUUCCAAUGAAGCAUGAACAUGUCAUAUAUUGUAGACUAUCAAAGAGGCAGCGGAAUCUGUAUGAAGAUUUCAUUGCUAGUUCAGAGACCCAAGCCACACUUGCAAGUGCCAAUUUUUUUGGGAUGAUUAGUAUUAUCAUGCAACUUCGUAAGGUUUGCAAUCAUCCUGAUCUAUUUGAGGGUCGUCCUAUUGUCAGUUCUUUUGAUAUGCGUGGUAUUGAUAUUCAGUUAAGUUCUUCUGUUUGCUCCAUGCUUUUGCCUAGUCCCUUUUCAACGGUGGACCUAAGAGGUUUGGGUCUUUUAUUCACUCAUCUUGACUAUAGCAUGGCUGCUUGGGAAAGUGAUGAAGUACAAACUAUUGAGACCCCUGUGACUUUAAUCAUGGAACGUACUGAUAUGGCCGAACUAGAAGUAAUUAGGCCACAUAAAUGUCAAAAAAAGUUGCAAGGAACAAACAUUUUUGAAGAGAUCCAAUGGGCGAUCUGGGAAGAGAGGCUAAAACAGACGAAGGAACAUGCAGCAGCUAUUGCAUGGUGGAACUCCUUGAGAUGUAAAAAAAGACCCAUCUACUCGACAACUCUAAGGGAUCUUGUUGCCUUAAGACAUCCUGUAAAUGAUAUUCAUCAGGUGAAAGCAAACCCUGUUUCAUACUUGUACUCAUCAAAGCUAGCUGACAUUGUUCUCUCCCCGGUUGAACGAUUUCAGAAGAUGACUGAUGUGGUUGAAAGCUUCAUGUUUGCAAUUCCAGCUGCACGGGCACCCUCUCCUGUAUGUUGGUGCAGUACAAGUGAGACUAGUGUGUUUCUGCACCCAUCUUACAAGCAGAAAUGCUCUGAAGUUCUGUUACCGCUGCUGUCACCAAUCAGGCCUGCAAUUGUCCGCCGGCAAGUGUAUUUCCCUGACAGGCGUCUUAUACAAUUUGACUGUGGGAAACUGCAAGAACUAGCAAUUUUGUUGAGGAGAUUAAAAUCAGAAGGUCACCGAGCUUUGAUAUUCACCCAGAUGACAAAGAUGCUUGACAUAUUAGAGGCAUUCAUUAAUUUGUAUGGGUAUACAUACAUGCGCUUAGAUGGAUCAACCCAACCGGAGGAGAGACAGACCUUAAUGCAGCGCUUUAACACCAACCCCAAAUAUUUUCUUUUCAUCUUGUCAACUCGUAGUGGGGGUGUUGGUAUCAAUUUAGUUGGAGCUGACACAGUUAUUUUUUAUGAUAGUGACUGGAAUCCUGCUAUGGAUCAACAGGCACAAGAUCGGUGCCACAGAAUUGGUCAGACACGCGAAGUUCGUAUCUAUAGAUUGAUUAGUGAAAGCACCAUUGAGGAGAAUAUUUUGAAAAAAGCAAAUCAGAAGCGUGCACUUGAUAAUCUAGUUAUACAAAGUGGGGGUUAUAAUACUGAGUUCUUCAAGAAGCUUGAUCCUAUGGAACUAUUUUCAGGUCAUAGAACACUUUCAAUAAAAAAUAUGCCGAAGGAGAAAAACCAGAACAAUGGGGAAGUUUCUGUAACUAAUGCAGAUGUUGAGGCUGCAUUAAAAUGUGUAGAAGAUGAAGCAGAUUAUAUGGCUUUGAAGAAAGUUGAACUGGAAGAGGCUGUGGACAAUCAGGAGUUUACAGAAGAAGUCAUUGGGAGAUUUGAAGACGAUGAAUAUGUAAAUGAGGAUGAUGAGACUGCAGAAUUAGGUGAAUCUGUUUUGAAUUUAAAUAAAGAGAAUGCGUUAAUGUUAAAUGGAAGUGAUCAUAAGGAAGAUAGACCGCCACACUCUGUUGCUGGCAAAGAAGAUGAUCCUGACAUGCUGGCUGAAGUCAAACAGAUGGCUGCAGCUGCAGCUGCAGCUGGACAAGCUAUCUCAGCAUUUGAGAAUGAGCUACGCCCUAUUGAUCGAUAUGCCAUUCGUUUUAUGGAACUGUGGGAUCCAAUUAUAGAUAAAACAGCCUUGGAAUCUGAAGUCAGGAUUGAGGACACAGAAUGGGAGUUGGAUCGCAUUGAAAAGUACAAGGAGGAGAUGGAAGCCGAAAUUGAUGAAGAUGAGGAACCUCUUGUAUAUGAAAGCUGGGAUGCUGAUUAUGCAACUACGGCAUAUCGACAGCAUGUAGAGGCCUUGGCUCAACAUCAGUUAAUGGAGGAACUCGAAUAUGAAGCUAGACAGAAAGAAGCCGAGGAAACUUGUGAUUCUAAAAAGACUCAAACACCAGGGGAUUCGAAGCCCAAAUCUAAAAAGAAACCCAAGAAGGCAAAGUUCAAAUCUCUAAAGAAAGGAUCUUUAACCUCUGGCUUGAGACCUGUCAAAGAAGAGUCACAAGCAGAGCCUAUGAACAUAGAUGAUGAGGAUGUCACUGGUGUAGAUUUUCUGUCUCCAAAUUCAACCAAGCAGAAAAAACGUAAGAAGUCUAAAUUAACUACUGAUGGUGAAGAAGAAAAGAGACUUAAGAAGUCUAAAAAGUCCAAGAGGGAUCCUCCUGACAUUUAUGCUUCCGAUUUAGAAUCCAACUCAUUAGUUGUGCAGGAUGAACAUGCAGAAUCAAAGACUUGUGAAAGUCUGGUUGAUUUAGAACAGAAAACAGCAAGCAGGAGUAAGAUAGGAGGAAAAAUAUCCAUCACUCCUAUGCCUGUAAAACGGGUCUGGAUGAUAAAACCGGAAAAAUUGAAAAAGGGACAUCAUUGGUCCAAAGAUUGUAUUCCACCAGCUGAUUUUUGGCUGCCUCAGGAGGAUGCAAUAUUAUGUGCUGUUGUUCAUGAAUAUGGUCCUAACUGGAGUUUGGUUAGUGAAACGCUUUAUGGCAUGAGUGGUGGUGGGUCAUACAGGGGAAGAUAUCGUCAUCCUGUCCAUUGCUGUGAGAGGUUCGGAGAACUAUUCCAAAAGUAUGUCUUGCUGUCACUGGACAAUGCAAAUCAUGAGAAGAUCAACAGUCCAGGCUCUGGAAAGGCUCUUCUUAAAGUUACAGAGGAUAACAUUCGGAUGCUGUUAGAUGUUGCUUCUGAGCAGGUAAAUAGGGAGUUACUGCUGCAGAAGCAUUUUUUUGCAUUGCUUUCAUCUGUCUGGAAGGUGGCAUCACAUGUUGACCGCAGGCGAAAUCCAUUACCCACCUGCAAUGGUCUCUAUUUCGAUCAGAGUUUCUAUACUUCCAUUGGCCAGCCUUCACAAAAUUCCUUGAAGAAAUCCUCUAAAAGGAUGACAUUUACAAAUUUAGCCCAGAGCAAGAAGUUAGUAGCAGCUGCACUUGAUGAUAUCACAACUAGGCAAGUGAAUGACAAAGUCAUUCUCUCUAACCAAGGUGAAGACAUGCCAGUAAGUGCAGAUCAGCUGGAUAUAACACUGGAGUUCACAAAAGAGGAUAGCGACGUCCUAUCUUCAUUUCCAUCUGUUAUAAAUUUAUCAAUAAUUGGGACUGAACCAACACCAUCUUUAAAUAAGCAAACAGGAGAAGAUGAUCUUAAAGUUGGUUUGUUCAUUGCUGAGAAUCGUUUCAGGGAGGCAGCAAGAGUUUGUGAAGAAGACAGCUCUGGAUGGGCAUCAUCUGCAUUCCCAACCAACGAUGCAAGGUCUCGAGCUGGAUCCAGGAUACAAUCCUCCGGAAAGCAGAAGUCUUCCAUGUCCGACUCUUCUAAGCCUUCUAGGUCAAAGUCCAAAAAAGCUUCAAUGGAUCCUAGUGAAAUGCAUCACCAUCAGGCUGAUUCUAAAUUCCAGUCAAUGCCAUCACUCAAAGAUCUGAGAAUUGAUCUCACUUCAUUAACUACUGAUGAAGUUGGAAUUGAUAGUAUGGGUAGCAUUUUCUCCUUUGACUUGAAUGGGGAAAGUUCAUUGGAAAUGGAGAGUGUUGGAAUGAUCCCACAUGAUUAUGUUGCUGGUUUAAUCUCAGACCUUGAUGAUUGUACAGCAUUCCCUGAAUAUACUGACAUUAGAUAAGGAUCAAAUCAAGCCUGAAAUGCAGUUUUGAAAUGACCUUUGGCUUACAAAGUGGCUUACUCUUGGCGAGUUAGUCUUGAUCAGUUCAUGAAUUGCUGUUGGUUUACAAUUGGAACAAUGCGUUCUUGAAGUUCUCUCGUAGGCAUGCCAUUUUUGGAUAUACAGACAAACAAGUCAAAGGCAAGCCUGCUGAAGGUUUCGAUAUGAAAAUAUGUAGAGAUGUAGAACGCUGUCAAUAAUUUAAUUUCAUACUUGGAAUUAUGUAUUGGCUUGGGGGUUCAGCAUGAAGUUUGACAGCGCCAUUCUCCCAUAGAUCGGUACUGGUUGGUAAGAAGCUUUCAUUUUCUCUUCCCUCUAAUGGUGCACAUGGAUUUGCCUUGGAUGUUUUGCAUGCUCACGUACAUAUGUUUUUAGCUGGGGCAUGCCUAGGGUUUAGUUCUUUAACUUGCAACAUUUUGUUAUGCAAACAGAACAAUUUAGUCUUUUAGUGGCUAGUACAUUAGUCCCAUUCAUUUAGAACAACACUUCACAUGAUUUAACAUGAGUUUUACACCAUCUAUAUGCUUGGAGUCUAAUAUACAUAUUUUAAAAUGAUGUUUCCCUUUCUUCCCCGGUUCAAGGAACGAUGUUAAGUGAUUCUAACA